AUGGACAUCACAAAGGCCUGUUCCUCUUUCGCUGAGACACGUCUGCAGUCCAACAGCGCUCCUCUGGUCGGUCCCACAGCCCCAGACCCCGGACCCCUGACUCCCACUGGAGGGGCCUUUGUCUGCAGCUGGGACCAGUCGUGUUCCCAGGGCUGCUUCAGACGCACUCACACCGAGGCCAUGACAGUCCAUGUCCGAGCCCGGCAGGACCUGGCUGGACCCGGCUGGACCCGGCAGGACCCGGCAGGACCCUGGCCCCUCUGUGGUGAGAACGGCCCCGAGGCUGUGUACCAGGGUCUGGGCUGGGGCCCCGCCAACAUGAGCCAGAGGAGAGACAAGAGGCUGGCAGCUCUGCAGGACUCUGGAUCAGUGUGA
Knipowitschia caucasica is the source of this 375-nucleotide messenger RNA. Lineage: Eukaryota; Metazoa; Chordata; Actinopteri; Gobiiformes; Gobiidae. The record is from the annotation of a GenBank genome assembly.